Messenger RNA from Mercenaria mercenaria, 2397 nucleotides. Its product is annotated as vitamin D3 receptor A-like. Gene Ontology annotation, molecular function: DNA-binding transcription factor activity; zinc ion binding; sequence-specific DNA binding. NCBI's taxonomy places the organism in Eukaryota, Metazoa, Mollusca, Bivalvia, Venerida, Veneridae. The coding region runs from base 214 to 1650 and encodes 478 amino acids. The record is from RefSeq and is a predicted model, not a curated record. The transcript has 8 exons. Gene Ontology annotation, biological process: regulation of DNA-templated transcription.
CAGAGUAGCGGAUUUUCUACAUUGUACAGCUAUCCAAUGCAUGCAUUCAUAACACACGUGACGUUAUAAACCGCAAAAUACUACACUAUAAUAUUGUUGCAUAAGCAUAAGCGUGCAUUCUGUCAAUUAAAACCCGCAGUGGACUAUUUACUAAGUGAUAUCAAACCAGAGGUGGACAUUGUAACAAAAUCAUCUCUAAACAACAAAACCAAAAUGACGGAUUUACUCCAGCCGAUGGACACUACCGCUACCAUACCACAGCGGCGAAAGAGAAAUAGCGAGGGGAAGAAGACCGGCAGCGGGUCUCCAUAUACCUCCGUACCCCUUCCCCCGUGUAAAGUAUGUGGAGGAAAUGCGACCGGGUAUCAUUUUGGUGUAAUCACAUGCGAGGCUUGCAAGGCGUUUUUCCGCCGAGCGUUGCUUCAUAAACAUAACUACAAGUGUAUCAAGGACGACAACUGUGAAAUUACUGACAAGAAACUUGGAAACUGCUCCGCUUGUCGUCUUAGAAAAUGCUUUGACAUAGGCAUGUCUAAAGGAGGUGUACGUCGCGGACGUUAUUCUAUUGCUAUCCGGACGCAAGCCAUACUUGAAGCGAAAGCUCGAGAGGCAGAAACUACCGUCUCGGAACUUGUACCAGUCAAGAAACAGCGCCUAGACUCGACAGAAGAGAACAAUUUAGACGCUUCACCUGAUUCAGGAAUAGCGCUUGACGUAUUUGACGGACUCCUAGACUUAGAUCUCACCGAAUUCACUAUUACGGUUGAGGACAUCAAACAGGAAGUGAAACCAGUUUUUGUAGAGAAUCACGAGCUAGAGUUUCUGAUUGACGCAAUAAUGUCGUGUCAAGAGGCUGUAUAUCCAAAUCUCAAGAAACACUACAAGUACGCUCGUGUGAUGGAACAACAGCACUACAAGCUAUAUGAGCAGUUUACACUGAAAGAAGAAGUGUUUGGCGACCUGUUCGGGACUCAGACUAAUUUUGUCUCUACGGAGGAGUAUCAACAGAUAUUUGCUGAGACCGGCCUUGAUCUGGACGAUCGAUUGACAGUGUUUAACAAUAAAGGGAAGUCGAUGGAAGAAAAUAUCGCCCAAUAUGUCAACUUCGCUAAACUGGUUCCAGGUUUUAAGACUUUAAAUCCAAAGGACGUCUCUAAACUUUUAAAAGCUGCACAUAUGGAAUUCUACAUGCUUGGAAACUAUAUGUUGUGUAAUGGGAAACUAGGGGUGUGUAGUAGCUCUGAUGGAACAUCACAAGUAAGGAAAGAUGACAUGGUUAAGUUCUUUGACAAAGAGAUCCUCGACACCAUCCUGGAGUAUUCUGACAGAAUUAAAUUGCUGAAUCUAACAUUAGAGGAGAUAGCCCUUGUCAGAUUGAUCGCUCUUACGUAUACAGAUCGCUGUAUCUUGUCUGACCCACAGAGGAUCCAACAUCUUCAAGAGAAAUAUGUUGAAUGUUUGCAGUACUAUCUAAGUAAGACCAGCCAAAACCCCGGACAACGCAUCUACCAACUGUUUAACUUGCUGCUGUCACUGCGCGACGUCACUCAUCUAAAUGUCAAAGCAAACAAAAAAUUCUUAAACGAAUGGGACUUUGUUAUGCACGAUUAUCCAUUGUGGAAAGAAAUGCUCUCAUAUGACGGCGAGUGACCAUGACGUCAUCACGUGAUCGUCUACCGGAUGACAUAAUCAGGCUUCUAGACCACGAGUGUAUGUCCACUGCCCACUGUCCUGAUUGUAGUCAUUUGUAAAUGUGACAAGAUAGGGAGAUCAUAGACAAUUAUUGUCUUUUUUGUAGGAGAGGUGUUAUAAGCAUUUUGCGCAGUAGUUUUAUUCAUAUUUUGAAUAGGAAAAGGUCAGAAUGCCUUUUGUACAGAAGUAAAUGAUACUUUUGAUCUAUUAAGCACUGAAUCUAAAACUAUUACAGGGUAAAAAUGCUUCGGACUACUGCAAGUCACCAGAAAAAUAGAUUAUUCUACUGCUGUUGAGUAACAGUUUUGUACUGUAUGAUUUUAUAUUUACUGUUGAAACAGUGUUGACUGCAUUGUAUGUAAUUUCAUGCUGUUCUUAUAUAUAUAUAUAUAUAUAUAGAUUCUAUACGAAGUUACUUUGUACUGUUGUAUCAUAUAUAAUGUUUAUUUACAAAUACUAUGUAUUUGUUAUAGGGAUUGUGCGUUUAGCAAGUGUUAUGCAUUGGUGAAAUAUUUUGUGAUCUCAGAUUUAACUUUUUCAGAUACUUUAGUUUUUUUCGUUGACCUUUCAUAUACGUGCACUAUUAUACACAAUGUAUGCUGUGUCAAUGUACUCUACUUGUGAUGUAGUAAAGUAGACGUUUAUGAAGUAGCUGUUGUGCUGGAUGCCAAGUUAAAUUCUAUCUAUUAAAUUCUUUAUAAAUCA